GUCCAACACAUGAUGGCAUCUCAACUCGGAUUGCUUAGCAUGCUUUUCCUAACAGUCACUUGCGAGUUCAUCUCCGACAGUGGCUGGACUCCCAUAUCAAGAGAAAAGGCGGUUAAUCCGGGAAAUUUCAUUAAAACACAAGUUUACGGGAAUUCCCAAACAGACUGGAAUAGUGACGCGGACUCAACAUUUACUGGAGAGAUUCAUAUCAAAUUACCUGAUAGCCGUGAAAUGUAUGAAGGCUUUUAUCCUAGAAAUCUGGAUGUACAUAGAAAAGAUGUACUGCCUCCUACAAACUCCGAUGAAAGAGAAGACAAUUCUUUUGAACAUCGAAUAACCACAGAAAUACCUUUGAAAUUAAACAUUGAAAGAACUGAAACACUCAGAAGAAAAGCAAAGAAAAUGAAUGAUAAAAAUUAUUCCGCUAAAGAAAAUCUUAUAGAAGACAUAGACGCGAACGAAGACACAUUUAAAAUGGACAGGAAAGCAAUUAAUGAUAAGUAUGCAGUCACAGAACACGUGGACGAUGACGUCAUAGCAGAAAGUAGCAUUGGCGAGGACUUUCCUCCACUUAAAGAAGUACCAAGACACAACCCAACAGAUGACUUCAUUAAGAUUCUUGCUAACUAUAACAUACGAAGUAGUGAUAGGCUUCCAAAUUACGCUCUCUCAAGGCAGAACAGUCGUCAUUCCAAUAAAUUUAUUUACAUGCCGUUAAGAAUAGCAGAAGGGUUUAAUAGCCCCAAUCACUUGUUAGUGGACCCUUUGCUAGCAGUAUUUUUGUCGAACUAUGGUUAUUAUCUACCAGGCCUGUACGGUAUUACGGGGAACUACCGGAAUCUGUACGGGUAUGUCGCUGCCAACAACAUCCAUAACAACCAGCCCUUUGGUUCUUACAAAAUUUAUUCUGAUACAGAUUCUUCUCAUUAAUGUAUGCGGCAAAGUAUUUUAAGCUAACUAAUUUUGUUUUGUAAUUUUUACAUAGGUAUAGUGAUAAGGCCGUUGUGUUAAUUAGGUAAGUAUAUCAAUAAUUUAGAAUAUUGUUCUAUUUCUUAAACUUUAGUUUAAAUAUACUGUAAAAUAAAGUGUAAAAUAAA
Molecule: messenger RNA, 1097 nt
Organism: Colias croceus (clouded yellow)
Lineage: Eukaryota; Metazoa; Arthropoda; Insecta; Lepidoptera; Pieridae
Exons: 3
Coding region: 10-930 (306 amino acids)
Source: RefSeq, a predicted model, not a curated record